This is a messenger RNA of Symbiodinium sp. CCMP2592, 2784 nucleotides long. NCBI's taxonomy places the organism in Eukaryota, Dinophyceae, Suessiales, Symbiodiniaceae. The record is from the annotation of a GenBank genome assembly.
AUGCUAUCAGGUGUGCUGCUGGUUUCCCUGAGCCUUGCCUGCGUGUGCUACACUGCGGUUCUGCCCGGGGAUGCUUUCGUGGGUCCGACAGCUGCGCCAGCGACAGGCGCAGGCUCCACUGCAGGCCGGCUUGCCCUGCGGGGUGCUCAGAGCUCCGGGCCGGCCCCGACCUCCGCUUUUGGAGGAAGCGCCGCCUUGGGUGCCUCUGCUGCUGCCCUGCUGCUGCUGAAGGCAGCCCACAACGUCAGGAGGAAAGACGCGACUCGCAGCCCUGUGCGCACGAUAGUGAAGGCAGAAGGCGAGGGCAGGUCGCUGGAGUCUUUGGAAGUUGGCGAGGAGGUUUCGGGCACCGUUCAACGCGAUGCAAAAAUCGGCGUCUACGUCGACAUCGGUGCUGAAAAGCCCGCCCUUCUUCCUCGGAACAUGGUUCCGAAGGGUCAGCAGUACGAAGCCGGCGACGUGAUAACGGGCUUGAAGAUCUGGCAGGUCGAGACGGGAGACACUCCAGCAACUCGGAAAAUCAGGGUGACAUUGGGCGAGCUGCCCACCUCCUUCUCCGAAGGUCAAAAGGUCAAGGGGAAAGUCUCCACCAAGCAGAGCUAUGGUGUCUUCUUUGACAUCGGCGGAAUGAGGGAUGCACUGGCUCCGGCAAGAAGCUUGAGCAAGCGGCCGGAUCAGUAUGCCGAAGGGGAGGAAGCCGAGCUGGAGGUGCUCUCCAUCGAGGGUGACAAGAUCACCGUCGGCAUCGUGGGAGUGGCCGCUGCUGCCGCUGAGCAGUCCGCUGCCACAUCCAAGGCCCUCUCGCAGCUCAAGCUAGGCCAGGACAUCGAAGGCACCAUCGCCCGAGUCAACCCGGAGUACGGUCUGUUCAUCAACAUCGGAAUCGGCAUUGAUGCUCUUUGCACGCCAUCUCAGCUGGACAAGGCGAUCGAGGAAUACAAGGAAGGCGACAAGAUCUCUGUGAAGGUGGCCAACGUGGAUGUAGUGAAGGAGCAGGUCGCAGUCACCACCCGACCCCUGGCGUCACAGGCCAAGGUCGGCGAGAAGGUGGAGGGCACGAUGUUGAGCGAGUCCAAGGCCGGCAUUUUCUUCGAUGCCGGCUACUCCAGGGACUUUCUCGCCCCAAACAACCUGCUCAGCAAGCCGAAGGACGAAUACACACGUGGCGAGGUGGCUGAUCUGACUGUAAUGCAAGUCGACGGAGACCGCGUCACGGUGUCGGACAAGGAGGAUGUGGGUAAGCCAGUUGGAAGCUUCGUCCGUGGUCAAGAGGUUGCUGGAAAGGUCGUUCGCUACAUGGACAGUGUGGGCAUCUUUAUGGACAUUGGAGCUUCCCGGGAUGCGCUCUGGCGCACGAAGGGGCCAGGUGCCACAGUGCUGCCCAAGGAACCUCAGGAGUAUGCGGCCGGUGAAGAGGUGUCCGGCCUGAUCGUCACCCGCCUGGAUGCCGCAGCGCAAACCCUGGAGGUUGCGAUGCCCGGCGCAGAGUUGGUCGCGACAAGCCUGUCCAUGGAGACCUUGAAGGUCGGCGAGGAAGUCUCAGGCACCGUCACGAAGACCAUCGCCUUCGGCGUCUUUGUCGACAUCGGUGCCGAGAGGGACGCUCUCUAUGCCAUCUCGCAGCUGGAGAAGCCUCUUUCCGACUACCAGCCCGGAGACAAGCUGGAAGGCCUGCGCGUGACGGAGGUGGAUGCUCAACGUCAGCGCCUGGGCGUCUCUGCACGCCCCGUUGCUGGAGAGUACGAAGUGGGCCAGGAGGUUACUGGCAAGGUCACGAAGAUCAUGGAGUUCGGCCUCUUCGUCGACAUUGGUGCGUCCGUGGACGCUCUGGCUCCGACCGCCCUUCUCUCCGGUGACACGAGUGAGUAUACGGAGGGUCAGGUGCUCGAGGAUCUGAAGGUGACACGAGUGGAUAUCCCUGGGAACAAGAUCGCAGUUGGGCAGCAAGCAGGCGCCGGUGAUUCGGAAGCAACGACCAGCAUUGACAAACUCGAGGUCGGAUCCAAGGUGAGUGGCGUCGUUCGCGGUAUUCGGGAGUAUGGUAUCUUCGUGGACAUCGGCCUCGGGAGAAUGGAUGCCCUCAUGCCAAACUCCAUGUUGGGUGAUGUUACCUCGGCAGCCUUCAAGCCCAACCAGAAGAUCGAGGUCUACAUUGCACAAGUCGAUGCAGCACAGAACCGCGUCACCGUGAGUGCCGUGGAGCCCACUGCGGAGAUGCGGCAGCGUCGUGGCAGGGGCAGCGGUGGUUCUACCGGGGCAUCUCUUGACAGCUACAUCCCUCAGGGAUUCAUGAUCCCGGACCCCAAGCGGCACGCGGAAAUCAUCGGGCGCGAAGACCUGAUGGAUCCGGAGCCGAUUCCCUGGUACGAGUGGGCAGAGAAGUUCCCCGGGUUCAUCCGAUUCAAUGAGAAGGACCAGGUGAUCACUAUUUCCGUGCGAGCCCACGGCUUCUAUGGUGAGAAGGAGCUGCGCCAGGCCUUCCCAGCCCACCUCCCGGUCCCGGCGCAUCUGCAGAAAGCCGAUGCCAAGCCAGCCACAAAGGAAGACUUCUUCGUGAAGCUCGAGGACCAGCCGAUGCCAAACUAUGAUGUCGGCAUCAAGCCAGAGAUUCACACCAAAUACCGUCAGCCGCCGCUCAACGACCCCAACUGGCGUGAGUUCCCCGUGCCGGAUCGGAAGCCUAUCACCAUGGACUUCAAGACCAUCGUGGAGCGUGCUGGGCCGUUUGUGCCCACUGAGAAACCCGGCCUCAAGAAAGCGAAGGAGGCGGAUGGCGAUGACUGA